UGCGUGUGCGUGCGCGGCCGAGGCCCGCCGCGGCGCUGUGCGGUUCCGGCGUCGGGGCCCGGCAUGGCGGGGGUCGGGGCCAGGCCGGGCCGGACCCGGACCUAAAUGCCUCUACUUCUCUCCGCGCUGUUGGUCUUGCUGCUGGUUGCGCUUAGCGCACUCUUCCUAGGCCGGUGGCUUGUGGUCCGGUUGGCCACCAGGUGGUGUCAGCGGAAGUUGCAGGCAGAACUAAAGAUUGGCUCAUUCCGAUUUUUCUGGAUCCAAAAUGUCAGUCUUAAGUUUCAGCAGCACCAGCAUAUGGUGGAAAUUGACAACUUGUGGAUUUCCAGAAAACUCCUUAGCUAUGAUCUGCCACACUAUGUGGCAUUGUGCUUUGGAGAAGUACGCAUCAGAACAGACCUCCAGAAGGUUUCUAGCUUGUCUGCUCCAUUCUCUCAGAACACGGAGGUGGAGCAGAAGGAGCUGUCCCUUAGCCCAUCCUUGUUGAAGAUCUUCUGCCAACUAUUCUCCAUUCAUGUCGAUGCCAUAAACAUCAUGGUUCUCAAGGUGGCCACCUCCGAGUCCUUGUGGCACAUCCAGAUCAGCAAAAGCAGAUUUCUUUUGGACAGUGAUGGGAAAGGUCUAAUCGGUCAGGUGAACCUAUCAAAGAUCAAUAGCAAAAUCUUGAAGAGUGGUCAGCUGGAGGAUACAUGCCUGGUAGAACUGUCACUGGCCCUGGACCUGUGUCUACAGGUGGACAUCAGCAGUUGGCACCUGAGGGCUAUCACUAUGGAUGUGUGGACGCUCCAUGCUGAGCUCCAUGAAGGUCUCUUUCAUAGUCAACUACUGUGUCAGACCCCAGGCCGGAAAUCCAAGUCUGGUUCUUAUUCAGAUUUGACAGAGGACUUUGCUGAACCAACUCUGCCUGGCCUAUACCUUCUCCAGCAGCUGCCAGACCAAGUCAAGGUGAAGAUGGAGAACACAAGUGUGGUGUUGUCUAUGAAUAGUCAGAAGAGGCACCUGACUUGGACACUGAAGCUGCUGCAUUUCCUGUACCACCGUGAUGAGGAUCAGUUGCCCCUUCGAAGCUUCAUGGCCAACUAUGAUAUGGCACAGAUGAGCACUGAACUCCUACUAGAAGAUGGGUUGCUGCUGUCCCAGAGUCGCCAGCGGAUUGUCUGCCUCAACUCCCUCAAGGCUAAUGUCCAGGUAACUACCAUUGACCUCUCAGCUUCCCUUGUUUUGAACACAUGUAUCAUUCAUUACCGACACCAGGAAUUCUCUCACUGGCUGCUUAUGUUAGCAUUGGAGACCCAAGGAGCUAGCUUACCUGAUCUUAAACAAAGGAGAAAACGAACCUUCCCUCAGAUCCUGGCUCCUGUUAUCUUCAGCACCUCUGUCUCCAAUGUCAGUAUUUCCAUCCAGCUUGGAGACACACCACCUUUUGCUUUGGGGUUUAAUUCCAUCUCCCUGGAUUACCAGCACCUCCGACCACAGAGUAUCCAUCAGCGGGCUGUCCUAACUGUGGAUCACCUCUGCUGGCGAGUAGGCAGUGAGUCCCACAUUCAGAGGGCACCACAUCCACCUAAUAUGCAUGUUUGGGGUGAAGCACUUGUCUUGGACUCCUUCACACUACAGGGUAGCUACAACCAGCCCCUGGGUUUGUCCAGCACCCAAUCCAAUACUCUCUUUCUUGACUGUACUAUUCGAGGACUUCAGGUAGAAAUAUCAGACAUCUGUGCCCAGUGUCUGUCUCGAAUCCUAUCCUUACUGAUUCCACAAUCUGAAAAGUCAGCUGUAUCUAGGAAAUCUUCACUUGGGGAAUCUGUGACCUUACUCUGGAAGGUGGACUUGAAGGUGGAAGACAUGAACCUGUUCACUCUUUCUGCACUGGUUGGUGCUUCGGAGGUCCGACUGGACACACUGACUGUCUUGGGCAGUGCUGAGACCUCCACUGUGGGGAUUCAAGGGCUCGUGCUUGCACUUGUGAAGUCAGUCACAGAGAAGAUGCAGCCCUGCUGCAAGGCACCUGACAUCCCCACGCCAGUGCUCGGCCUCUCCAUGCUCUCCCUCACCUACCACAGCAGCGUCCGUUCCCUAGAGGUUCAGUGUGGUGCGGGACUGACUUUACUCUGGAGCCCCCCAGAUCACAUGUACCUGUACCAGCAUGUCUUGUCCACUCUACAAUGCCGAGACUUGUUACGAGCUACUGUCUUUCCUGAGAUUGUUCAAUCCCAUGAACUAGAGACUCCACAGUCCAGUUCUGAGCCAGAAGACCAUCUACCCGAGCCAUCCCCACCAAGGCAGCUAAACCUGACCCUGGAGGUGAGCACAGCCAAACUGACAGCUUUCAUUGCUGAGGACAAGUUCAUUACCCUGGCUGCAGAGAACGUGUCACUGAAUCGGCAUGGAGGCUCACUGCAGGCUUACUGCCCAGAGUUGGCUGCUGGCUUUGACGGCAAUAGCAUAUUCAACUUCAAAGAGGUGGAGGUGCAGCUACUACCCGAGCUGGAAGAGAUGAUCCUCCACAGGAACCCCUUCCCUGUACUGAAGACCCUCCGGAAUCGGGUUUGGCUCUUUUCUCUUGGAUCAGUCUCAGUGGAGUUCCCUUAUCAGUAUGACUUCUCUCGAACUUUGGAUGAGGCUGUGGGAGUUCAGAAAUGGCUGAAGGGGCUACAUCGAGGGACACAUGCUUGGGCUUCUCCAGGCCCUGCCCCACUCCCACCUGAUCUACUCCUAAAGGUUCAACACUUUUCUUGGGUUUUCCUGGAUGAUGUCUUUGAGGUGAAGCUUCAUGAUAACUAUGAACUGAUGAAAGAUGAAAGUAAGGAGAGCGCCAAAAGGCUGCAGUUGCUGGAUGCCAAAGUGGCUGCCCUGCGGAAGCAGCAUGGGGAGUUGUUGCCAGCUCGAAAAAUUGAGGAGCUCUAUGCCUCUUUGGAACGCAAAAACAUUGAAAUCUACAUCCAGCGCUCUCGUCGUCUCUAUGGCAACACGCCCAUGCGCCGUGCACUGCUCACUUGGAGCCUGGCAGGGCUAGAGCUGGUAGCUCUGGCAGAUUCAUCCUUCCAUGGACCUGAACGUGUGAUAGAGCAGGUUCGAGAGCUUGACCCUGGCAGCCCUUUUCCUGCUGAAGGAAUAGACCUUGUCAUUCAGUGGUGUCGUAUGCUCAAGUGCAGUGUCAAAACUUUUCUGGUUCGGAUCAGAGACUAUCCACGGUACCUGUUUGAGAUCCGGGACUGGCGGCUCAUGGGUCGACUUGCGGGCACUGAGCAGAGUGGCCAGCCUUGCUCCCGUCGACGUCAAAUCCUGCAUUUGGGACUUCCCUGGGGUAACGUGGCAGUAGAGAGGAACAUGCCCCCACUCAAGUUCUACCAUGACUUCCACUCGGAAAUCUUCCAGUAUACAGUGGUCUGGGGCCCAUGCUGGGAUCCAGCCUGGACACUGAUUGGUCAAUGUGUGGACCUCUUGACCAAGCCCUCAGCUGACCCCAGCCCACCUUUGCCCUGGUGGGAUAAGAGUCGUCUUCUGUUCCAUGGGGACUGGCAUAUGGAUAUUGAACAAGCAAACCUGCAUCAGCUAGCCACUGAGGAUCCAUACAAUACAACUGAAAACAUGCACUGGGAAUGGAACCACCUUUCUUUUCAUUGGAAACCUGGUCAGUUUGUGUUCAAAGGGGACCUGGAUGUCAACGUAAGAACAGCCUCUAAGUAUGACGACUGCUGCUUCCUUCACCUGCCUGACCUCUGCAUGACACUGGACCUGCAGUGGCUGUGCCAUGGGAACCCUCAUGAUCAUCACAGUGUCACUCUGAGGGCCCCAGAGUUCCUGCCUGAGGUACCCUUGGGCCAGCUCCAUGACUCCUACCGGGCCUUCCGCUCUGAGAACCUCAAUCUCUCCAUCAAGAUGGAUUUGACUCGCCAUAGUGGGACAAUAUCCCAGCCCCGAAUUCUGCUGUAUAGUAGUACCCUGCGCUGGAUGCAAAAUUUCUGGGCAACUUGGACUAGCGUAACAAGGCCUAUCUGUAGAGGGAAACUCUUUAAUAACUUGAAGCCCAGCAAGAAGAAACUUGGCCAACACUACAAACAGCUUUCCUGUACUGCACUCUUUCCCCAGCUACAGGUACAUUAUUGGGCCUCAUUUGCCCAGCAACGGGGCAUCCAGAUUGAGUGCAGUCAGGGCCACGUCUUCACUCGGGGAACUCAGCGGCUUAUACCUCAAGCUGGCACAGUGAUGCGGCGCCUCAUUUCCGAGUGGAGUGUGACCCAGAUGGUGAGUGACUUAAGUCAGGUGACUGUGCACCUGAUGGCUUCACCUACUGAAGAGAAUGCUGACCACUGCCUUGAUCCCUUGAUAACCAAGACCCACCUACUGAGCCUGUCUUCCCUUACAUACCAACGGCACAGCAAUCGCACCACUGAAGAGGAGCUCUCUACUCGAGAUGGUGACCCUGCCUUUCAUACACAUCAGCUGUACUUGGUAGACCUACGGAUUUCCUGGACGACCACCAACAGGGACAUUGCCUUUGGCUUAUACGAUGGCUACAAAAAGGCAGCUGUACUCAAACGUAAUCUCUCUACUGAGGCCCUGAAAGGUUUGAAGAUUGAUCCCCAGAUGUCAGCCAAAAAGCCAAAACGUGGUAUCCCACCUAAUGCCCAAGUCCCACCUCACGUCAGCACUCCCAGCUUCAGUGGACGGCCUGAUAAGGGAUCAUCAGGAGGUGCUUACAUGUUACAGAAGCUGAUUGAAGAGACAGAUAGGUUUGUAGUAUUCACAGAAGAGGAGUCCGGUAUGAGUGACCAGUUGUGUGGCAUUGCUGCCUGCCAGACGGAUGACAUAUACAACCGAAACUGCCUUAUUGAGCUGGUUAACUGCCAGGCCACCUUUUCCCCAGGAGCUAAAGGUUCCUCAUUCUGUUCUCAGGUGAAGAAUAUUGAGGAGCACCGGGAACGUAGUCUGGACUCUGUUCAGGAGCUGAUGGAAAGUGGGCAGGCAGUGGGAGGCAUGGUUACCACAACCACAGAUUGGAACCAGCCAGCUGAAGCUCAGCAAGCCCAGCAGGUCCAGCGGAUCAUUUCACGUUGUAAUUGCCGAAUGUACUACAUUAGUUACAGUCAUGACAUUGACCCUGAGCUAGCAACUCAAAUUAAGCCACCUGAGGUUCAUGAGAACCAGGAAAAGGAGGAUCUCUUAAAGAAGCAGGAAGGGGCUGUGGAUACUUUUACUCUCAUCCACCACGAAUUGGAAAUUUCUACCAACCCAGCUCAGUAUGCUAUGAUUCUGGACAUCGUCAACAACCUGCUGCUCCAUGUAGAACCCAAGCGGAAGGAGCAUAGUGAAAAGAAACAGCGUGUCAGGUUCCAGCUUGAGAUCUCCAGCAAUCCUGAGGAGCAGCGCAGUAGCAUAUUGCAUCUGCAGGAGGCUGUGAGGCAACAUGUGGCCCAGAUCCGGCACUUAGAGAAACAGAUGUAUUCUAUCAUGAAGUCUUUACAGGAUGACAGCAAGAAUGAGAACUUGCUUGACCUGAACCAAAAACUUCAGUUACAGCUAAACCAGGAAAAGGCCAACCUGCAGCUGGAAAGUGAAGAGCUCAACAUCCUCAUCAGAUGUUUUAAGGAUUUCCAACUGCAGCGGGCCAACAAAAUGGAGCUGCGGAAACAACAGGAAGAUGUGAGUGUAGUCCGUCGCACUGAGUUUUACUUUGCUCAGGCACGUUGGCGCCUGACCGAGGAAGAUGGACAGUUGGGAAUCGCUGAGCUGGAGCUACAAAGGUUCCUCUACAGCAAGGUGAAUAAGUCUGAUGACACAGCAGAACAUCUCCUGGAGUUGGGCUGGUUCACUAUGAACAAUCUUCUCCCCAAUGCUAUCUAUAAGGUGGUUUUGCGGCCCCAGAGUUCCUGCCAGUCGGGGAGACAGCUAGCCCUCCGCCUUUUCAGCAAAGUCCGACCACCUGUUGGGGGUAUCUCUGUUAAGGAACACUUUGAGGUGAAUGUGGUGCCUCUCACUAUCCAGCUGUCGCACCAGUUUUUCCAUAGAAUGAUGGGAUUUUUCUUUCCUGGUCGUAAUGUGGAAGAUGAUGAAGUUGGUGAUGAAGAGGAUAAGUCCAAAUUGGUGACAACUGGAAUUCCAGUAGUGAAGCCUCGGCAGCUGAUGGCAACAGAUGAUGCAGUUCCACUAGGCCCUGGGAAAGGUGUAGCACAGGGUUUGACUCGGAGUUCUGGGGUCAGAAGAUCAUUUCGCAAAUUACCUGAGCACCCAGUUGAUGAUAUUGACAAGAUGAAAGAGCGAGCUGCCAUGAACAACUCCUUCAUAUACAUAAAAAUCCCACAAGUUCCACUGUGUGUCAGUUAUAAGGGUGAGAAGAACAGUGUGGACUGGGGUGACCUUAACUUGGUGCUACCCUGUCUGGAGUACCACAACAACACGUGGACAUGGCUGGACUUUGCUAUGGCUGUCAAAAGGGACAGCCGAAAAGCUCUGGUUGCCCAGGUAAUCAAAGAAAAGUUAAGGUUGAAACCUGCAACAGGGUCUGAGGUCCGGGGAAAGCUAGAGACAAAAUCGGACCUGAACAUGCAACAGCAGGAAGAGGAGAAAGCACGUCUCCUUAUUGGUCUAAGUGUGGGUGACAAGAACCCUGGCAAGAAGUCCAUCUUUAGCAGGCGCAAGUGAUCCAGAGAUCCAAGUGACUACAAUAUCGAAUCUGACUCUGGUUCAGGAUCCA
This is a messenger RNA of Microtus ochrogaster (prairie vole), 6697 nucleotides long. It is a transcript of the gene Bltp2, whose product is annotated as KIAA0100 ortholog. Lineage: Eukaryota; Metazoa; Chordata; Mammalia; Rodentia; Cricetidae. The transcript has 38 exons. The coding region runs from base 106 to 6645 and encodes 2179 amino acids. The record is from RefSeq and is a predicted model, not a curated record.